Messenger RNA from Diachasmimorpha longicaudata, 4220 nucleotides. RefSeq names its product vitellogenin receptor-like. NCBI's taxonomy places the organism in Eukaryota, Metazoa, Arthropoda, Insecta, Hymenoptera, Braconidae. The transcript has 5 exons. The record is from RefSeq and is a predicted model, not a curated record. Gene Ontology annotation, molecular function: calcium ion binding; protein binding. The coding region runs from base 1 to 3570 and encodes 1189 amino acids.
AUGUCUCUUCUGCCUCUCCCAGAUGAGCUUUAUCUGAUCACUGCGUCCUGGAUACGGAUAUCGGCACAAAUAAUCAUCGAGGUGCCGUCAAAAAAUCAUCGAAGUCCUGAUCGAAACAGGAAAUAUUUCAUUGAACUAAUACAAAACAAUGAGAAGAGGAAAAGAACGAAGCAAAUCUUCUUAUACAACAAGGAGACCCAACACCUCAUUCUUGUCAUGAAACUGAAAAUGGCAACUGUUCCCUGGGUAUUAGCAGGCGUGCUCCUGACUUUGUUCAAACCCAUCUCGGCCGGCUCUUGUACUCCUCAUUUCGACUGCGGCAACGGAAGAUGUAUCCAGCAGUCAUACGUCUGUGAUGGAGACAAAGACUGCCCCGACGGCUCAGACGAACGCAACUGCGCAAGAAGCGGCAAAUGCGACAAGGGUUUUCGCCUAAUGAUGAAUCGCUUCUGCGUAGACAUAAACGAGUGCUCGGAGAUACCUCCAGUCUGCGAUCACAAGUGUCAAAAUACACAGGGAAGCUUCAUGUGCUCCUGCGAACGAGGUCAUGAGCUUCAGUCGAACGGCCGGUCCUGUCGAGUGAAGAGAGAAAAAGGAAGCGCUCUUCUGAUUUUCUCCACCAAGACGGAAAUCCACGGUUUCAAUCUGACAUCGAAGAAAGCUUAUACUCCCCUGAAAAAGACGAUGACCCACGUGGGUGGUGUCUCCCUGGACUCUAUGUACAUCUACUGGGCGGAUGUGAGAAGAGAAGAGGAAGGAAUAUUCCGAGCGUUUGCUAAUGGCACCCACGCCGAUGUCAUUGCAAUCGCAGGUGUGGGAACUCCCGAAGAAAUAGCUGUCGACUGGGUGACCGGAAACAUCUACUUCACGGACAGUCUCUACAAGCGGAUAGGAGUCUGCUCGCGGGCAGGUUCCCAUUGCACAGCAAUAAUAGUGGAAGAAACAGAAAAACCUCGAGGACUUGCCCUCCAUCCCAUGACCAAGAAGAUGUACUGGAGCGACUGGGGACACGAGCCCCACAUCUCCACAGCAGGAAUGAACGGUAAAUCUCGUUCGACUUUGGUGACUGAUCAUCUGGGCUGGCCCAACGGUCUCACCAUUGACUAUUCAAACUCGAGGCUCUAUUGGGUGGAUGCUAAACUGAAGAUCGUCCAGUCCAUCAAACUCGAUGGAACAGAUCGAACGACAGUGCUGCAUACAGCUGUCACCCAUCCCUUCUCCAUUGCUGUAUUCGAGGACAAGUUGUUCUGGAGUGACUUGAGGAUGAAGAGCAUUCAUCAUUGCGACAAGCUCACUGGGAAGGACGAGAAGAUUCUUCUCCAAGAAGCCAACGAGAUCUACGGAAUUCACAUUCAUCAUCCUGUGCUGAAGCCCAGAUUUCAGAAUCCUUGCAAUAGUGCAGGGUGUGAAGAGGUGUGUCUGCUGGCUGUUGAUGAGAACUAUAAUUGUGCCUGCAGUCUUGAUAAAGAACUUGGGUACGAUGGAAAGAGCUGCAAGCGGUUGAAAAACAUUAAUCAACACAUGAUCAUCGCUACUGGAAAUGUUUUCUUGGAUUAUCGUCAUGAUAUCCUGGGGAGGCCCCACUGGGACAGAAUCACCACCUCUCAUCACUUUGCUGAGAUCUACGACACCAUCAAUCGUAAUUCAUUGAGUAAUGGUAAUCAGAUAAUGUUCGAUGAGAUCACUCGGAUCUAUAAAAGUGACAAGAUAAUCGGAGGUGUAGCAUUCGAUUAUAUCGGGAAUAACUUGUACGUGGCGGAUGUACAGGAGAAAAGAAUAGAAAUAAUGAGUUUGUCUACGUUGGAGAGGACUUAUUUUACCUUCUCCGAAGAACCUAGAUCUAUUCUACUAAUUCCAGAGAAGUCCAUCAUGUUCGUCGCAUUCUGCACGACAUCCAGCUGUCACAUCGACAAAAUGUCGAUGGCAGGAAGUGAAAGAACAAGAUUUCUCAAGAAUAAUUUUCGAGGCCCACGAGUUGCUCUGGCCUUCGACUCCGAGACGAAUAGGAUCUUCUUGGCGGAUCAGGGAACAGGAAGAAUUGAGAGCGUUUCUCUCGAUGGAAAAGAUAGAAAGCUACUGUAUUUACAUUUAAACAAACCUGCAAGCCUGGCGAUUCUCGGUGAUGAGGUUUUUUGGACUCUCCAGAACUCCACGACGAUUUUCUGGUCGAACAAGACGAAGACGUUCACCGGGAAGAAACGAUUUAACCUGCCAAUUACAGAGGUCGAUGUUAUGCAUCUGUUAACAACGGGCUUUAGGAAUCAUUCGUCAGAGGAGGUACAUCGAUGCCAGGUCAACAAUGGUGGAUGCUCUCACGUGUGUUUGGUGGAGACCUUUAAAUCUCGUGUCUGCAAAUGCCCAUCAGCGAUGAUUGUUGAUACAGAUGGGGAGACUUGUCUGUUGGAUUCCGCCUGUCCAGCUGAUGAAUUUGAAUGCUCUUACGAUCACACUUGCAUCAGCAGAGCUUUACGUUGCGAUGGGGUUGAUGACUGCUAUAAUGGGGCUGAUGAGGAGAACUGCAGUAGCUGUUCAAUGGACGAGUUCAUGUGUGAGAAUCUAAAAUGCGUGACAAAAUGGCUGAUGUGCGAUGGCCAUGAUGACUGUGGGGAUAAUUCUGAUGAGAAAGACUGUCCCCAGCGGCAAGAGACAAGCAGUUCAAUACCUAUGGUCGAAGAAGCUCUUGGUAGUGCCGUCGGGCUGACGGCUGCCACCAACGACGACAUCAAAAAGAUUUGCUCGAGCACAGACGACAUCGAACCACUUGAUAAACAGCAGAGCUCGGAGCUUCUUGGGACGAUUAACGAGUUGAAACUCAUAACCAGGGACGGUCCAGCAGGUGGACUUAUGGGGAGAGUUCUUGCUGUGGAUUGGAUCACUCAUCAUAUUUACUUUUUGGAUGAAGAAAAACCAGGAGGGAUCAAAUCCUGCAGCUUCAAUGAAAGCAAGCCUGCUUUGAUUGUCCAUGCCAUGAACUCUGGGCUCAUUUCAUCGUUCGUGAUGGAACCAAGGAGCGGGUGGCUCUUUUGGGGACAGAGAAAUAUGACUGAGUCUGGUGGCUUUCAUGGUGACAUCUGGAGAAGUGAUUUGGACGGGAGAAAUUUGAUGAAUAUCGCUGAGGGAGUUGGAGUCGUUUCUGGGAUGGCUAUUGAUCACGAACGCUGUAUGUUGUAUUGGAUUGACACUUCUCUUCAGGUGAUCGAACGAACGAAGCUUGAUGGCUCUGGUCGAGAGGUCUUCCUCAGGCAACAAUUCCAACAGCCUGUGACUAUUAGCAUUUACGGAGACUCGUUUUACUGGGUGAUGGGGUCUUCCGGAAUCCUCCAAAAGUGUUCAGUCAUAGGACAAGGACCGUGUAUGCCUGUUCUGAUGAAGAAUCAUUUGGGACAGGGAUUGUUUGCUAUUCCUCGAGGUUCCAAGGAACCCAUUGACGAUGGUACCGCAGCUCCCGUCACUGACAGGUUUUGGCGCACAGUAGAUGGUAUCACCACGCUAGCCCUUGCGGAUGAUGAGUCCACUGAUAACCCCAAUGAUGCAGCUCUCACGGCAGGCCCAUUGGAUGAGCAACCAUGAUGGGUCAUUCGAUCGGGGGUUGAUCAAUAUUGAUUUCUCCGAAGUCUAAGUUUCUGUUUUCAUUGAACGAGUGCGGAAUGUGCAAUAAAUUACGAAUUACCCACACUGGUGGGAAACAAAAGGUGCCGAUCAUGUCGCGGCGAUCGUCAGAUAGUACUUUUAUCACCUGGUGACAUAAUAUAUCGUAUCGGUUCUUCGAUCUAUUUAGAUUAAGGACACGUCUGUCAUGUGAAGAUCAUUAUAAACUCAUCAUUCUCAUUUAAUUGAUAAGUACUACAUCGCAUAGACACAUAGAUUGUGUUAUUAGCCGACCAAUCUAUUAAUUUCGGGCGUCUUCUUUACUCCAGUGACCUUUUUGUCACGUUAUUCUCCGCACGGGGAAUAAUUGCGUUAAUUUCCACAAAGAGAUAAAUAUUGAGAAACAAUUACCGGGUGUUCUGUAAAAAUUGUAUGACAACUCGACAAAGAUAUUUAAAUCAAAACCAAUUCAAUAAUCUUUAUAAACUCUGUAUAUUUAGUAAUGACUAGGUAACUUAAUAAUAAAUUUUAUUUUAUAUUUUACAUUAUAAUUUUAUAUUUUUGUUAUGUUCUAAUUUUAUUUAACUUAUAUUCUGUUCAAAUACAUUAUAAGGGCGAACUUUUUCUGGUAA